Messenger RNA from Tilletiopsis washingtonensis, 1004 nucleotides. Its product is annotated as Yip1-domain-containing protein. The transcript is spliced from 4 exons. Bases 1 to 885 code for a protein of 294 amino acids. Gene Ontology annotation, biological process: vesicle fusion with Golgi apparatus; endoplasmic reticulum to Golgi vesicle-mediated transport. NCBI's taxonomy places the organism in Eukaryota, Fungi, Basidiomycota, Exobasidiomycetes, Entylomatales. The record is from RefSeq and is a predicted model, not a curated record. Gene Ontology annotation, cellular component: trans-Golgi network; membrane.
AUGUCCGCCAUCUUCGACUCUUCCUCGCCGUACGGUGCGGCAGGCGGCGGCGGCGGCGGCGUCAGCUACCGCGCCGGCGGCGAUCCGUACGGCGGCAGCGGCGCCAGUGCCUCUGCGCUGCGCGGCGGCGGCGGGCCGUCGGGCGCCGCGCCCACGGGCGCCGCGCCCCUCUCCUUCUACUCGUCGUCCGCCAGCGACGCAUAUGGCGGCGUCGGGGGCGGCGGAGAUGCGCGCCCCAGCCUCGAGGGCAACAUGAGCGGCAGCUUCGGCGCCGCCGACCGCGCCAUGCUCAAUGCGCAGAUGGGCUUCUGGAGCGCCUUUGGCACCGGCGGCUUCCCCGACGAGCCGGGGCUGAUGGAGGAGCUCGGCAUCAACUUCUCGCACAUCCUCGACAAGUCGCUCACCGUGCUCAACCCCGUGCACCGCUACUCGGCCGCACACCAGCGCGACGCGCACAUGAUGGACGACACAGAUCUGGCAGGCCCGCUGAUCUUCUGCUUUGCGUUUGGCAUGCUGCUGCUGCUGUCGGGCAAGUCGCAGUUCGGCUACAUCUACGGCGUGGCGCUGCUGGGCGACGUGUCGAUCUACAUGCUGCUGAAUAUGAUGUCAGAAGAGGGCAUCGACGCAUAUCGCGUCGCCAGCGUGCUGGGCUACUGCUUGUUGCCGCUCUGCAUCCUCGCGGCGAUCAGCGUCUUCGUGGCGCUCGACUCGCUGCUCGGCUACAUCGCGGCGCCGCUCUUCAUUCUCUGGUCGUCCAGCUCGGCGUCAGGCAUCUUCGUCUCGAUCAUGCGGCUCAGCGAGCAGCGCUUCCUCAUCGCCUACCCCGUCGGCCUGCUCUACUCCGUCUUUGCGCUGCUGAGUAUCUUCAACUUCGGCGGGCGAUGAGCGAGAGUGGGCGGGCAAUAGACCAGGGUUACAGCAGUAUCAAGCAGCGUAGCGUGCAGGCAAGGAGAGCAGGGCAAAAAAAGUGACAGACAGCGCGACCCCAUCAGCGACCACGCAGC